CGUGAUCAACGUCAACGCAUAAGUAACAUGCAGGACCUACAUCGGAUGAAGUUGAAGAUGCCUGCUGCAGGUCCUCGUGGCGGAUAGGGAUACCCUGUGCUGCUUUAUGUAGCGCUUUCAGCAAAAAUCAAUUCGGUUUGACAGUUUUCUCGCUCUCGCCGGUUCGCCUUCUUGGCACUGAAAAAACAAAAAUGGUUGCACCAGUCCCCGGCGCGGCGGGCGCUCUGGUCGCAUACGACCCGGCGUUACUGCAGCAACUACAUUCGCUUUCAGGAGGAACCACAAAGAGCUCUGGCAACACCGCACCAGGCUCGUCCUCGGUUGCAAGUGACACAGCAACAAGUCGUGCCGCGAUUUCAUCCCCCAUACUAGCCUCCUUCCCGUCUCUCGUUUCCGACCUGGACGGUUUCACGGCUCUCCUCGCGGAGACAACACUGGAAAACCAAGGAGAGGCGUACAAACUUUUCUCUUCCGGCAAAGUGUCCCUCAUGCCGGUGCAGACCGUCGGCCAGCAGCCGUACGGGGCGGUGUCCGCCGGGCCCAGCGCGCAGUGUUGCGUGAAGACCGGAUACGUGCACAACGGGGACACGUUUGUGAUCAAGAUCGCAGCGGGCGGCGCGGUGGGGUAUGGGAAUACGGGGUUUCUGCUCGUUUUCUCGCAGAAAACGAUGCAACUGUGCAAGCAGCUCAACGACAGCGGGAUUCUCACCGAAAUCAGGACGGCGGCUGCGACAUGUACGAUUUCUUCUUGAUCUUGGGCAGCUUUUGUGAUAUUUUUCCAUUAAGUCUAGUAUGAGUUAUGCUUUGUGGUUUGCGUGCGUGCAUUCUGCACUUUCUUCUGCCUUGUUUGGAGAACCAAAUACAUGAUCAACUAUUGUCAGGCUACGCAUCGCGCCUGAUAUGGAAGUACGGUGCCCCACGACCAGAGCAGCCACCAGAAAAUAACGCACAAAGCGACAACCAAAUCAGCGACAUCACUUCCAUCGGUAUCCUCGGCGCGGGCGUUCAAGCGUGGUGGCAACUGCGUUUUCUCCAAUUGAUCACCCCUUGCAGAAACGUCCGCCUCUGGACACGCGAUGCGAAAAAGGGAAAAGAAUUCGUCGAGAACUUGAAUUCCUCCGCUCACCUUCCGGACCGAGAGUGGGACGUCACCUUCUGCAGCGACGUGGGGGACGUGGGGCAGAACUGCGAGUUAAUUCACACACUGACCUGUAGCCGAGAAGAAUUGUUGAUCACAAAGCACUUGUUUUCCACCAGCAACAGCCAUCAGAGUCGCAGUAACAGUCGCGGAAACAGUCCGGUGGAGGAACAGGGAUGUUCUGAGCAAGAACUACGAACCGGCGGAGGUGCCUUAUCUGCUGCAUUAGCAGUAGAACCUCAAGAAGCCACGACCACAGUAGCUCCUCCUCCGAGCAGCUGCAAGGUGAAGCGUCAGCACAUCAGCGCUGUCGGUGCGGACGCGCCGGGAAAACAGGAGCUUGGUGUCGACGUUCUGCUCUCUGCGGACUUGCUGGUCUGCGAUUCGGUGGCGCAAAGUUUGGAGAGGGGGGAGUUUCAGCGACUUCUGCAGCAGAGCAGCAACAGCCGGACGAACACGUUAGUGGAGGCAGAUCGAAUCGUCGAGAUCGGAACUCUCGCCAUGGAAAUGGAGGCUGGUGGAGAGGUAUGAAAGCCUCAGAAUGGAAAAGCUGAACGUGGAAAUAAUUUGUGAUGCAUGAAAUGCUACGCAAAAAAGACUGUAUUGCAGAGGACGCAACGGAGGCCGACUAUUGUCCUUCCCCGGGUUAAGAAUUGGAGUGCUGAUUAGCACGAGAGAAGGGCACCACUUUGCGUUAAUCAGCAUGACAGACAUACCUUGAGUGCCCGGGAAAUUUGUCAUGCGCCGCCUAGAAGUGGCGCUUCAACUGGAAUGCUUUUCUGCAUUACAAACCAUGUCGAUGUCCACUUUGAGGAUUUCCAACCUGAGGCUUUCAUAAGAGGCAACGAAAUUGUCUAGCGGGGGCACUGCCACUGGGCUGACAAUCUUUGACACCUCAGGCAUUGCAGUGCAGGACGUCGCAAUUGCCGAAAUGGUUGUAAAAUUGCUGGAAAAAAAAGAACAAAUGGUAGCUGCAAAAGAAGAUGGAUUGUGAUUCAUCAGUAAAAGAUUGUGUAGCUGCUACCAUAGUAUCUGAAACCACAACCACGCGAUCAUCGCUAGUGUUGAAGCCCCGCGCGAAUGCAAUCUUCGUUGAACUCAAUUAUUGACGUUGUCGUUCGAAAAAACCACAUAUUUUCACUCAGCGUUCUUGCACUUGUCGAUUCGACGUGAGUGAGGGGACCGAUGACAGGGAGAGACGUUGGGAUCAUAUUAGUAUUACUCUCGGAUGCGGAGAUGAGGAAGAUGACGAUGAGCCGCAAAUACAUAUUUUGAAACCGC
Messenger RNA from Amoebophrya sp. A120, 2419 nucleotides. The record is from the annotation of a GenBank genome assembly. NCBI's taxonomy places the organism in Eukaryota, Dinophyceae, Syndiniales, Amoebophryaceae.